Momordica charantia (bitter melon) is the source of this 1820-nucleotide messenger RNA. RefSeq names its product F-box protein CPR1. NCBI's taxonomy places the organism in Eukaryota, Viridiplantae, Streptophyta, Magnoliopsida, Cucurbitales, Cucurbitaceae. The record is from RefSeq and is a predicted model, not a curated record. Gene Ontology annotation, molecular function: protein binding.
CACCCUUAUUUGGAUGUGAAGAUUUAGGCGGGAGAUAGGUUAGCAAUUUGCAAGGUUGGUUAUGGCGCCCAUUGCGCUGUUCGUGUUCAGUGAGCGUAGUGGGCGCUGCAACAGAUAAGAUUCCGAAUAUGGCAGCGGCUCAGCUUCCAUGCCAUAUGCCAACCAGAAGGAAAAAGCUCUUACCUGUAAUCUCACCUUUUCUCUGCCCAUAUUUUUUUUGGAAUCGAAGGAAUCGGUUCAGGGACAAAUUCUUUCGGGGUUCUCUGAGAAUCUCAUUUUCUUUCGGUUUUUGAUUGAUUAAACUAACUAACUGUUUCUUCCCUUCUCGAAUCUCGACUGUGAUUAUGCGAGUAGUAGCAUGGAUCUGAGAAAAUGGAGUGAUUAGAAUCUCCAUUUCAGUUUUACUUCAUAUCGCCUCUGAUUCGGCAUUGGAACUCCCAGGUGAAAUCCAUAGAUUUUGCUUCUCUUUUAGGGUUCUGCUCUUGUAUUUUGAAGCUACUUUCCAUUAAUAUUCUCUACAUCUUUCUUGUCGUUUUGGAUUUCCUUUCUAACUAUGCGAGUUGCACAAGACGACCACCAUGUGUUUGUAAAUUGUCCCAAUGAAAUCCUGAUUGAGAUUCUCUCAUAUCUACCUGUGAAAUCGCUUCUGCGAUUCAGAUGUGUGUGCAAAGAAUGGAACAAAUUAGUUCAGACACCAUUGUUUGUCAGUGCUCAUUUGGGAAAGAGGAUUCCAAAUUCUCUACUCAUAAUCAAUAGCUCUAAUACAGACCAGAAAGCAUGUUUCUCACUUUUCAAUGCUGAAACAGUCAAUGAAGCUCUUCAAUUAGAAUUGCCCAUGAAGGCCCAUCCAGGCUAUAAGCUCUCUGUCUGUGGAUCAAAUAAUGGAUUAAUCUGCAUUUCAUCUGCAAAUCUGUUGGAUGUGGAUCCAAUUUAUAUAUGGAACCCAUCUGUUAGAAAAUCUAGGAAACUUCCCAGAGGUUUAAUUCCCAAACAGGACCAUUGUUGGCCUCUAAACUACCUUGCAUUUGGCUUCCACCAAGCAGUAAUUGAUCACAAAGUGGUGAGAAUUGUGAGGUUUGAGCAAUGGAGUUGCUGUUACCAAGUGGAAAUUUACAGUCUCAAAUCUGACUGUUGGAGGAGAGUUCCUGCUGUUCCUCCAAUUCCCUCUGCCCUUGACUGCAGAUUGUUGCCCAAAUCCAUCUGCUUCGAUGAAGUUGCCUAUUGGAUUGUGAAGCACAAAAAUGGUGGAAUUCCCAUUUCCAUUCUUUCUUUUGACAUGGCUGCUGAAGAGUUCCAUAGGCUAAUGUUACCUGACUGUUUGGUUUACACUGAUGCUCCAUCAUCACCAUCUCUGGGAGUGGUCAAGGAAUCCCUUUCUGUUUUCCAUUGCAGGUCUGAUGGUGGGAAGCAACUGUGUGACACAUGGCUUCUGAAAAUGGGUACUUGGGUGAGAUUAAACACCAUUAUUCUGCCACUACAUGAGCAAAUAACAAGAACUUGGAGGCUCUUAGAUUGUAAAAUUCUCCUUGCAAGGCAGACUGAAGGGCUGGAAAAUUCUAGUCUGACACUGUUCGACCCUGAACUGGAGCACAUUGAAGAUGUUCGAAUUGAAUCAGGGUCUCAUUGGGUUUAUGCAGAUUCUUAUGCUGAGAGUCUUCUUCUACUCUGACAAAUUCUGCAACUUCAGGUACUAUUCGAUAAGGAUUCAAUUUCUAGUCUUCUACUUUUAACAAUUGGUUUCUUUGCUGAAAACAACAAUUUUUUUUGUGGAUAAAUAUGAUCCUAUAGAAUAAGAAUCUUUAUGUGUAAUUCUUGUGCCA